Tricharina praecox is the source of this 2506-nucleotide messenger RNA. RefSeq lists its product as uncharacterized. NCBI's taxonomy places the organism in Eukaryota, Fungi, Ascomycota, Pezizomycetes, Pezizales, Pyronemataceae. The record is from RefSeq and is a predicted model, not a curated record. The transcript has 3 exons. Bases 235 to 2406 code for a protein of 723 amino acids.
CCACCACCCCCUCCACCUCCACCACCUCCACCUCCACCACCACCAUCGCUACCCCCCCAUCCUCCGCUUCCCCUCACCGAUCGCCUUUACUACUACGCCGCUCGAUUCACAAGUACCAAAAUCUCCAACUCUCAAUAUCGCGACAGCCAGCUCGUAACCGAAACCCACCUGGACUAUCCCAACAGUGACGCCGAGCCACCGCCCCCGCGACCGCGACCCCCCGAACCUCAAGAGAUGCGAAUGCGCACCUCUCUUGAGCUACCACAAUCACCUUCGCCGUCCCCGCCACUACACCGCAGCUUGGGAAUGCAAACCUCGCACAAACAACCAUCGCUGCCGCUGAAUCGAAUGAUGCAUCUGCCCACACCGCCCCCCUCCUUCUCGUCGGAGACCGACUGCUCGCCGCACGAUGCGACCAGUGGGUCGGCGCUCUGGUCCAGCUCGACGCCAACCAACAGAUCGCACGACGACUUGCGAUCAUCACCCACACCUAUGCGCCUGCCGCCACUCUCGGACCAGGAGGUCGCCCGUCGCCACCUGCGACUGUCCAUGUCGCCGGAACCCGACUUUCCUCGACUGCCGCCGCCUGGCUCCAAUCGCGCGACUCCGGAUAGAGAGAUGGGCGGCCGCGACUCGAGGGAGUCGUCGCCGGCUACGGGGCGGACUCCGUCGCCAGACCCCUUUGACGGCGAUCGGAGUAGGAGCAACUCGCCGGAAGACACAAUGCGACCGCCACCGCUGCGGGCGCUGACGGAACAGAACUUGAACGCCAAGAACCAUCAUCGUGCGGGCUCCAACGGCGCGCGCUCCGUCAUGUCGGCGUAUGAUAUGAUUACGAGCUACAUUGGAAGCGACGGAAACCCGCAGCCGAAUAAGCGCCGAGGGACGUCGACUGGGUUCCAGCCGAACGCGGGACUGUCGAAGCCGAUCACGCCGAGCUUUAUCAGGGACUACAACUCCACUACAUCCGUACGAAACCGACGGGCGAGUAAUGCGCGUGACUUGUCGCCGGAGAUUGAGGACAACAGGAGAGAAGAGGGACAGGGGUCGCGCAUAUUCCAGGGCAGCUUGGUGCUGUCGAAUACCUACGGGAGUGACGGAACGGCGACGAGCCAGUCGGGGGAUAUGUUGCGCAUGAGCGAGCUGUCCCGACAGCGGCAGGCAAUGGGUUGGAACUAUUGUGCCCAAAUCCCCGAAAGCCGUGUUCGCCAUGAAAUCAUCACCUCCCCGACCGCGUCAUUGACCCAUGAAGGAAAGGAAUCUCUGUCCACAGUUUACUACAAGGAGUUUUCGUCACAGAUCGAUGCAUUCGCGCGGAACCUCAAGAAGCCAGUCGUCACGUUUGUGCUCGUCAUGAUAAUACCAGUGCUAUUAUCGCUGGGAACAUCACUUUUCACUGGAUCGCGGAGCACUGUGGGGACGAGUAACUCGACAUUCGGCGGCAACAUCGAUUUCCCGACGCUCAUGAGUAUCGAGGCAUCAUUCGAGCGGGUGGUGGACUCCGCGGCCGGUGGUUCGGAACUCGCGCGAUCGCUAAAACAGAGCGAGAUGGCAGUAGCGGACCUCAGCACGGUAGUCAAGUACUCGGAUCUCAACUGUCGCGAGACAUUGAGCACGCGGUUGGAGCAAUUCGCCAUCGACGCACGCGACAACGUAGUGGGGCUGCUGGAGUUUUCCGCAAAAGUUGGGGGAGUUCUAGACGAGCUACUGUCGGUGAACCAAUACGCGCUGCGCGAAUUGACGUCAUUACACAUGGAGCGUCUCGAGGGCCGAAAGACACUGCUGCAGCGCAUACCCUUCCCGUGGCCGCUCUCGUCGCUCGCGCCGUCGCCCGCCACCAUCGCCCGCGCACGCCUGGCACAGACAUUCGACACGGCGGUCGAAGUGCUCGAAACCAACCUGCGGCUACUGAUCGCGCACGGCACGAUAAUACAAGCGGGGUUGAUGGGGCUAUCGCAGCAGAACGGGCCGAUCCGCACGGAGAUCGUGCGGGAAUUCGCCGACAUACGCCGCGGCGAGGCCGAGGCCAUGUCGUCGCUGUGGGCGCGCAUCAGCACGCACUCAUCGAAGCGCCAAAACUUUAAGGAGAACGAGCGCCUGCUGCGCGAAAUCAACGUGUACCACGAUAAGGCGCGCGGUUACGUCGAGGUUACCCUGCUAGAGCUCGGACGCAUGACGAGCGAGCUCGAUAAUCUCCGCCGGAGAGUCGCGCAGCCCCUCCUCGUCGAACGGAAGACCCAGGAUAUAGGCAUGCAGGAUCAGGUCCAUGCUAUACAGGGCAGCGUCGAUGCCCUCCUCAAGAAACGAGGCGAUAGAGAUGAGAGGCAGCGCAUGUGGAAUCGGAUUAUUUUGGAGGGCGCGGUGCGCGGUCAGGAGGGGGGGACCGUCGAGGGCCCGAGGUUUUGACAGCACAGCACAUAGGCUGAGGUUGUUGGGCCGGGGGGAGGGGGGUGGAUAAGGGUGGAUAAGAGUGGAUAAGGAAGAGCCAGGGUGAAUAUGCGGGGAG